AUGAAGUUCAACAUAGCAUCGACGCUCAAAACCGUGGCUCAGAGGUUGAACCCCGAUCUCGAGAUUCCAAACUCUCCUCCUCCUGCUGGAAUUUCGACGACGACAACGACAACAACAACGACGAGCGGUAGGAAAACUUCGUCGCCGCCGCUCCCUCAAUCUUCCUUCUCAGCAUCAUCGUCGCCCUCGCCGAAGAAACCACGCAAAUCACGGUCAACGUCCUGGACCAAGACACGGAACAGAGCAUCCAGUAAUGUAUCGUCUGUAUUCCGUCGCUCGUCUGCGUCGAUUGCUUUACCGGUGUUCAUGAGCAAGAUACCAGUGCCACCCGUCAAAGUCGAGGAAGAGAAGAAGACGGAGACAGUGGGCAAGAAUGAGACACCAGUGAGUUUGUGUAGGGAUUUUGCUGUGGAGAGCAAAGGGAAGGAGAGGGAGGUGUCGAUGGAGAUGCCGAUGGAUACACCACAACGACCUUCCACCCCGAUGGAGUCAGCGAUGCAGAUUGCAGAUACGGCACUGAUGUCGUCUCAUGCCUACACGCCUGUCUUUAUCUCCUCGUCGCCACCUCGUGCUGUGGAUACGUUGGCUGGGGUACCUGAGCCAGAUAUGGUGAAGAUGGCAUUGGUAUCGCACUCGGCCUCUUCGUCCGUCUAUUCACUGGUACCAUCCGUGAUCGAGGAAACACCGGAAACAGAUGUCGACAUCUACAUCGCUUCUGCCCCCGCUGCGACACGGAGAGAAGACUCAAUGCAAGAAACAGCGCUGGAACUAGCAGAAGAAACACAGCAACCACCACUCGAAACUGAAACACCAAACCUCGAAAAAGCAACAUUGGAAGCAUCCACACUACCACCACCACCACCAACAUCAGCGCCACCUCCACCGCCAGCAACAGCAACAUCAACAUGCCUCUGCACAGCAAUUCACCUCUCCUUCCCACUAUCCAGUCCAACACCCCGUCCAACAUCCACCUCACCCCUCCUCCUCUGCACAUGUCUCGCGUGUAGUAAGACGUGCGCUUCAGUGUACGCGGCUGGCUAUAGUGUGGACAAGAUACUCCAGUGCUACAACGACGAUGUCGACGACGAAGCAUUUUUGCAAGACGUGUGGUACGCUCAUGUACAGCGUAGGCAGCCAUUUACCGGACCGCUACAUUUUGUACCUGAACACAGUGGACGAUGCGUUGCGAGCGGAUAA
Pyrenophora tritici-repentis Pt-1C-BFP is the source of this 1197-nucleotide messenger RNA. Lineage: Eukaryota; Fungi; Ascomycota; Dothideomycetes; Pleosporales; Pleosporaceae. The record is from RefSeq and is a predicted model, not a curated record.